AUGCAAAAAAAAGUGGGUGUCAAUGAAGAAUUCCGUCGUCAAUUACGAUCUUUGGCUGUCAUCUUAUUCCCUAGUUGGCAUACCAAGGAAGCUGUCCUUUUAGUGUUACAUUCUAUCUUUUUAAUCCUUCGAACUUAUUUAAGUGUGGUGGUGGCUCGCUUGGAUGGUCGAAUUGUUAAAGACUUGGUCAACGGAAAUGGUAGAAAGUUUUUACUUGGUCUUGUGUAUUGGUUUGCUAUUGCUCUUCCAGCAACUUAUACUAAUAGCAUGAUCCGAUAUCUUCAAUCCAAAUUGUCUAUUGGCUUCCGAACACGCUUAACUCAAUACGUUCAUGACCUUUAUCUUGACAAAGAAAAAACAUUUUACAAGGCUGUGAAUUUGGAUUCUCGUAUACAAGGCACUGAUCAAUUUAUUACUACCGACAUUGCCAGAUUUUGUGACACCUUAUCUUCAUUGUAUUCUAAUCUUGCAAAACCAUUACUGGAUACCAUUAUCUUCAAUUACCAAUUGACAAGAUCCAUAGGUUGGUUGGGUACUUUUGGUUUGGGUGUGAAUUAUUUUGUCACUGCAAAAUUGCUUCGAGCUGUUACCCCCUCUUUUGGAAAAUUAGCUGCUAUUGAAGCCAAAUUGGAGGGUGAUUUCCGAAAUGCUCAUACAAGAUUGAUUACUAAUGCAGAAGAAAUCGCGUUCUACAAUGGUGCAGAACUGGAACACUCCAUCUUGGACAAAGCUUAUCUGAAACUCAUCAAACAUAUCAAUCACAUUUACAAAUUAAGAAUUAGUUACAACAUGUUUGAAGAUUUCUUGAUCAAAUACGCUUGGGGUGCAUUUGGAUUGAUUAUGUGUGGUAUUCCUGUAUUUACUCCUGGUAUUGCUGCUGCCGUGACACCUUCAUCUUCAUCAUCAUCACAAUCUACAGAAGCAGAGUUGGUUGGAUCUCGUACUCGAGGUUUUAUCACAAACAAACGCCUCAUGUUAUCUUUAGCCGACGCAGGUGGACGAAUGAUGUAUUCUUACAAGGAAAUGGCUGAAUUGGCUGGUUAUACAUCUCGUGUUUAUAGUUUGGUGUCAGUUUUACAUGCUUUACGAGUCAAGGAAUACGAUGGUCCUAAAGAUAAACGACGUUAUGCUCUCACUAAUAUUGAAGGUCAAAUCCAUACUACUGAAGCAAAGAAUGGUAUUAUAUUUGACAAUGUCCCUAUUGUGAUCCCUAUCCCAGGGAAAGAUAUGGUUGGUGAUUCUCUUGUCAAUGCUCUUAAUAUUCAUGUUAAACCUGGUGAACAUUUGAUGAUUACUGGUCCUAAUGGCGUUGGUAAAACUGCUGUUGCCCGUGUCAUUGCUUCUUUAUGGCCUGUCUUUGAGGGUGAUUUGUCAAAACCUCAAGAUAAGGAUAUCUUCUAUAUUCCUCAACGACCUUAUUUGAGUUUGGGUUCAUUACGAGAUCAAAUUAUUUAUCCUCACACUGUGGACGAUAUGAAGAAGGCUGGUCGUACUGAUGACGAAUUGAUGGAAAUCUUAAAGGUGGUGCAUUUGGCUUACAUUCCUGAUCGUGAAGGCGGAUGGGAAACUCAAAAGGAAUGGAAAGAUGUUUUUUCUGGUGGUGAAAAACAACGAGUAUGCAUGGCAAGAUUAUUCUAUCAUCAUCCUCAAUAUGCUGUAUUGGAUGAAUGCACUAGUGCUGUUUCUACAGAUGUUGAAGGACUUAUGUAUUCUCAUGCAAAGGAUAUGGGUAUUACUUUAUUGACGAUUUCUCAUCGACCUGCUUUAUUCAAAUAUCAUCGAUUCUUACUAAGAUUGACUGGUAAUCAAGGACAAUGGGAGUAUGAAACUAUUGGCACUGUCAAGCAACAACAAUCAGUAGCUAAAGAAAUGCAAACAUUGGAACAACAAUUGGCCGAAGUGGAAUCUAUGAAAUCGCGUCUCUCGAAUAUCAAUAAAGAAUUAUCAUUAUCAUGA
Messenger RNA from Halteromyces radiatus, 1956 nucleotides. RefSeq names its product ABC transporter transmembrane region 2-domain-containing protein. The transcript is spliced from 10 exons. Bases 1 to 1956 code for a protein of 651 amino acids. The record is from RefSeq and is a predicted model, not a curated record. Gene Ontology annotation, biological process: long-chain fatty acid import into peroxisome; peroxisome organization; fatty acid beta-oxidation. Gene Ontology annotation, cellular component: peroxisomal membrane. Lineage: Eukaryota; Fungi; Mucoromycota; Mucoromycetes; Mucorales; Cunninghamellaceae. Gene Ontology annotation, molecular function: ATP hydrolysis activity; ABC-type transporter activity; long-chain fatty acid transmembrane transporter activity.